This is a messenger RNA of Lutzomyia longipalpis, 726 nucleotides long. Its product is annotated as general odorant-binding protein 66-like. The coding region runs from base 33 to 611 and encodes 192 amino acids. Lineage: Eukaryota; Metazoa; Arthropoda; Insecta; Diptera; Psychodidae. The transcript is spliced from 3 exons. The record is from RefSeq and is a predicted model, not a curated record.
GUGAAGUUAUCUUUUCUUUGAAUUUGUUGAAGAUGAAGAAAAUUCUUCUGUUUUGUGGUGUUGUGUUAGUUGCAAUAGAUGCAAUUGUGGCAAAUCCAUGUGCGAAUCCCCCUAAAAUUCAUCCAAAGGUAUGCUGUGAUUUCCCUAUGCCACUCCCAGAAGCCCUAGUGGCGUCCUGUGUGGGACAAUAUGGCGCCCAAACGAAACGUGUGCUUGAAUCCCUUCUUUCCGGAGGACCUCCUCGUGGAGCGUGCGUUGCGGAAUGCCUCGCGAAUGCAACUGGAUUGAUUACUGGUACAGAUGUGAAUGUUGAGAUGCUUGUUGGGGGAUUCAAGAUGGCGGCUGAAGGGAAACCCGAAUGGGAUGCAGUUUGUGAGAAAGGAGUAACAACAUGCGCCAGCAUGGUUAAGAGUCUUGCUCCUGCCUUUGAUGAGGCAGCAAAAUUGCCUCCGCUCGAUCCAGCAGAUCCCAUUUGCAGUGCUGGCCCAGGAUUUAUGCUCUUCUGCACCAUUAAGACUCUCUUUAUGGAAUGUCCAGCGAAGUACUACAAAGCAUCCCCAGAGUGUGAUGCUCUCAAACAGUAUGCAGAGACCUGUCCUCUGAGUUUCUAACUUCAGUGAUCAUCGUGGAUUUUCUGGGAUUUCAUUAAGACCAAGGCAGCUUCUUCUUUUUUAGUGUAAAAAAGCAUAUUUGUGUAAAUAAAGUAAAUCGUGAAUUUACUAAAAA